Messenger RNA from Neodiprion virginianus, 474 nucleotides. RefSeq lists its product as uncharacterized. Bases 20 to 406 code for a protein of 128 amino acids. The record is from RefSeq and is a predicted model, not a curated record. Lineage: Eukaryota; Metazoa; Arthropoda; Insecta; Hymenoptera; Diprionidae. The transcript has 2 exons.
GAUUUUCACACUUUACAGAAUGUUGCAAUUCAGAUGGUUGCGGUUGUUUAUUAGAAGAAACACAUCCCCGAUACAUGUGGACCGUGCACUUCAAUGGAAAAAGCGCCUAUCGAUACUCUAUGCUGUUUUAGCAUGGCAUGCAUUUGGCGGUGUAUUGUACAUGUGUUACACAGGCAAACGUGACUGGAUGAGAGCAGAGGGUUAUGUCCCUGACGUAGACGUACUUCCUGCAAGGAGCUGGGCGCACACCCUAGGAAUCCCACAAGCACAGGUAAUACAAAUGUCUGGGUUUAAAAUAAAAGGAUCAUACGAAAUAAAGGAGGGCGAAGAUCUGUAUAUUGGAACGGCCGCUGAACGCACUGUUGGAAAUGAAGAGGCAGUGUCAAGUAGAAAUGAUUCCACGUAACAAGUGGUGAUUAAUACUUCAGUUUUUACAUUGUAAAAUAGUCAUAAUAAAAUACAUGAUAACACAAA